AUGGAAAACUGGAGACUGGAGAACAUGCUGCCUUUGAAAUCCCAACAGCUUGAUGUCUUGCUUGCGAAGGCUCAAUGCCAGGUGGGAGUGUAUGAAUUCUACGAGAAGCAGGGUGAACCAGAUGUCACCAUCUCGAACACAGGCAGUUUGUAUGCCAGGAAGACCAUGAAAGGAAGCUUGAAGUUGGCGCCAUUUGGCUCCGUGCAAAUUUGUGACAUGUCCAAAAUGGCCAAAAAUGCUUGUGUGCUGCAAGUGCAAGGAAGGACGGAGACGUUUGUAGUGGCACCACCAAAAGCUGACUUCAAGAAAGGCAGUGGGUCCUUUGUGCCUUUUCAUCUUCUGAAACAUGCUGAUGAUGGCAACGAGUCUGCUGGAAACAUGGAAAAGGUGCAAGUGAAACAUGAAAAGAUGACAAUCCCUGUGUACAAGAACAAGCGGCAGAUUGACGAAGGAACAGAGUUGCUCUUGGAGCCUUUGCCAGUGACCAUACAGUUCGACAAUGGCAAGAAGCAAGCAAUCCCGAAAAGUCUGCUGGAAGAGUCCUUGGGCAAGACGUGGUUGAGGCUGAGGCCCACUUCGAGAGAAAUAUGCAAUUUACUUUGUGGUUCCAUGUGCAAGCUUGGCAAGAACCCUACUUUUGUUGGCAGUGAGAAAUUGAAAGAAUUGAAAGCCAAGAGACAAGCGGCUUUGAAAGCUCAUGGCCAUGGCGAAUUGGAAGCACAAGAGUCUAUGUUUGACGAAGAGAAGGAAGUGGAACAGCCAAAGAAAAAAAUGAGGCUGGACGCUGCAGCCAUCACAAUUGAUGUCCAUGGCACCGAGGUGCAUGUCUUGGCUGCAGCUAAGAGGGCCACUUUGAGUGAUUUGCAGAUCGAGUUGGAUCCAAACCAACUAUCUGCAGCGUUUUUGUUCUUGAAGCCUGACUGUACGAAAAUUUUCAAUGAGAUUCCAAAGUCAGAAGCUGCCAAUGUGGAGCACGAAGACUGA
Molecule: messenger RNA, 984 nt
Organism: Cladocopium goreaui
Lineage: Eukaryota; Dinophyceae; Suessiales; Symbiodiniaceae
Source: the annotation of a GenBank genome assembly